Molecule: messenger RNA, 399 nt
Organism: Auanema sp. JU1783
Lineage: Eukaryota; Metazoa; Nematoda; Chromadorea; Rhabditida; Rhabditidae
Source: the annotation of a GenBank genome assembly
AUGUAUUUUUUAAUUUUCUAUCUAAUUCUGGAGACACAAGCCAUAUCAUCUUUUACUUUAGUCUCAGAUUCUGAUAAUGUGACGGAUCGAGUUAUCUGCUUCUAUGAACUGAGAGAAAUACAAAAAUUAAAAGAAAGCAAGGAAUAUAAUUUUCUGGAGAAUGUCUAUAGCGGAAAUAUAACAUAUACCUGCGAUAUUCAAAGCGUUUGUUGUGGAAUCAACUGCUGUCCACGUAGUAAUAGUAUUUAUGCGUUUAUUUUCUUUUUAAUAUUAUUUUUUGUUGGAGUAGCUAUAUUCUAUAUAUGUCAUGCAAGAAAAACACCUAUGUAUCGUCAGUUUUACUAUUAUAUUCAACGGAAAAUGAAAACGGCUGCAGCAACAUAUGAAGCUGAAAUUUGA